This is a messenger RNA of Penicilliopsis zonata CBS 506.65, 783 nucleotides long. RefSeq lists its product as hypothetical. Lineage: Eukaryota; Fungi; Ascomycota; Eurotiomycetes; Eurotiales; Aspergillaceae. The transcript has a single exon. The record is from RefSeq and is a predicted model, not a curated record. The coding region runs from base 1 to 783 and encodes 260 amino acids.
AUGAAACCCAGCAUCUGGAUUCCAAUAACAUUGCUUGUCACAGCAGUGGCCUCGAUAGAGCUUCAGCCGUUCACAACGCCCACUGCCGCGGGAUCACCCAGCCGACGAGCGUUUGAAGUCCUUCAAAUCCUGAGGCGCGCAGACAACUGUCCGUCGGGGUACUCGGACUGUUCGAAUGAGGGCAACUCGGACGUCUGCUGCAAAAGCGGUACCGUGUGCACGCGGGACGCCGCAGACAACAUCGCCUGCUGCUCGACGGGAGCCUCCUGCACGGGGACCCUAGGGUCGGCGACGACGACCACCACGGGGACUGAUACAAGCAGCAGCUUCCGGUUCACGCAGACUGACGCUGCCACGACGACCACGAGCGACUCGACAACUUCGACCAUCACGGGCUCGACCCUGUCCGGCGCAGCGUAUCCGUUCAUCGUCCUACCGACGACUUUCAGCAACGCCCAGACCUGCUCCUCCUACUACUCGCUCUGCCAGAGCGAGUACACUGCCUGUACUGCCUCUCUGGUCGGUCGGUAUGGCGUGACGGUCGCUGGCUCUGGCGGAGGCAUCACCGUGGCUGGAGCGACGGGGACGUCGGCUGCGGUCUCGAUCUGCUCGAGUCUCAGCCUCGAAGCCUGCCACGAUCUGCAUCUGUCGAAUUGUGCUGCCUACGGAACGGCCACCACGGGAGCAUAUCAAGUGGGAGGUGCUGCUGCUGCCCGCCAGACGGCGGGCGUGCAAGACCUUGUACUUGGUCUUGCUGUUGGCGUUGCGGGGAUGUUCAUCUAA